AUGUCCAAAAACAAAGACCCGGCUUCCUUGCUCAACCUCCAGCGGGAAUACAUCCUCGCCCAGAUCAAGGAGGUCCAGCGUCCCGGCACCUUGUACAACUUGAUCAUCGACGACAAAACCGAGCCUGUGAUCUACCGAGUCCUCACCAAAGAGAGCUUGUUGCGGGUGGUCACCAGCAUCGAGAAGAUCGACGCCAACCGCAAGCAGAACACGUUCAUGGAGGCGAUAUACUUGAUCGACUUGACGGUCUACAACAUGAAGUGCAUCGUGGCUGACGUGCAGACCAACCGCUACAAGGGUGGCCAGGGCCUCUUCCUCCCCAUCCCCGACCACGGCGAAAUCGCACACUUCUACGGCUCACCCAACUUCAUCAACAACCCCAAGGUGUUGGGGUACUUCGAGGGCGGCGCCAAGAUUCGCUACAUCAACAGCAACUUCUAUCCCGUCGAAACAAGGGUGUUUUUGACCGACAACAAGACGCCCAACUCCAUGCCCAUCUACUACAACACCAACUGUUCAGACUUCGUGAUCCCCCAGGUCAAGUUGGCUGCCAAAUCCUUGGUCAACUUGAUGAUUAUCACUGGUGAGUACCCGUUGAUCCGGUUCUACUCUCCCAAAAACGCCAUCCACCAAGCAUCGAGACUCCCUGAGUUGAUCGCCGACGAGUUCCAGAGACAGAUCGACGACUACGCCAGGUUGAACCACGACUACCCUCCCCCUUCAAUUCAAGACAAGCCAAGGUCCAUUUUGUUGAUCAGUGAUCGAACCUUGGAUUUAUACGCCCCAUUGUUGCACGAGUUCAGUUACCAGGCGUUGGCCAUGGACGUGGUGGAAAGCUUGGAACGAACCGGAACCUACAAGUACUCCACCGAAAACGAGCGUGGCGAGGUCCAACGGAACGAGUCCAACUUGGACAAUGAGGACGACGAGGACUGGGUCAACCUAAGACAUUUGCAUAUCAUCGAGGCUUCAGAGGUCAUCAUGAACAAGAUCUCCGACUUGAUCAAAAACAACCCUUUGAUGGUGGACAGAUCCAAAGCCUCGACCUCCAGUGAUUUGAUGUACGUGGUUGCCCAUUUGAAAGGCUUUGACGAGGAAAGAAAACAAAUCACCUUACACAGAACGUUGAUUGACGAGUGUCUUGACAUCAAUUCUUCGAGAAAAUUGGCUGAAUUUGCGGCUGAUUUCGAGCAGACUUGCGCUGCCAAGGGAACGAGUUUUGAAGGCGAAAGAAAUAAGCAUUUACAUGACGAUUUGAUCACUUUAUUGGCAAGAACUGACUUGCACGUCAAUGACAAGAUGAGAUUGGUGUUGAUCUACGGACUCUACAGGGGUGGCUUGAUUGAGGCUGAUUUCGUGAAGUUGGUCAAGUUUAUUGGGGUUAACGACCGUCAAAUUAUCUCGUUGAUCUCCAGAUGUUUCACUAAUCUUCACAAGUUGGGGUUCCCCAUAGUCAGAAAGGAUGUCAAAGACAAAAGAUCCGAAAAGGAGAUGUUCCACACCAUCACCAACGAGGGUACCUACAAUACAUCAAGAUUUGGUCCCGGUAUCAAGAGAGCAUUGCAAGGCGCAUCCAAGUACCAGUUGGAUGAGGAGGAGUUUCCGUACUUCAGAGACAAGCCACUUGAGGAUGACGUGCCCACCAGUGGAUCCUCUACCCCUACCCAACCUAAUACUUCGUUGAGAAACUCGCGGAUCAAGGCUUCAUGGGCCCAAUCGUCUACACGGAUCAAUCUGAGCUUAUCGUCUCUGAUGAGACCAAAGCAGCGGAUCUUCUGCUACGUGGCGGGUGGAAUCACCUACUCGGAAAUCAGGUCCAUUUACGAACUUUCACAGGCUACCAAUAAGGACUUCUAUAUAGGAUCUGAGUCUAUUUUGAAACCAAGGGACUUUUUGAUUGGUCUUCAAAGCAUCGACGAUAUCAAGACGCCUGACGACUUGGAUUUGAACAUCUUGAAGGAGUUCCGCCGUCCUCGGGACCCACCCAACUACUUGUUUGAGUCUGGACAGCCCAAGAUGCCCCAACAGCCUGCCAUGGGUGUACCAAAUCUUGGACCUGGGCCUGUUUCUAGCACUGUUCCUGCUCAUUACCAGAAGAGGUCCAAUACGAUACCAACAGAGGCUCCGUUGUCACCCGAGAAGGAGAAGAAGAGAUCGAAGUUGAAGAAGUUGUUCAGGUAG
This is a messenger RNA of Suhomyces tanzawaensis NRRL Y-17324, 2181 nucleotides long. It is a transcript of the gene SEC1, whose product is annotated as Sec1p. The record is from RefSeq and is a predicted model, not a curated record. Bases 1 to 2181 code for a protein of 726 amino acids. Gene Ontology annotation, biological process: vesicle-mediated transport; intracellular protein transport. Gene Ontology annotation, cellular component: secretory granule; plasma membrane. The transcript is spliced from 2 exons. Lineage: Eukaryota; Fungi; Ascomycota; Pichiomycetes; Serinales; Debaryomycetaceae. Gene Ontology annotation, molecular function: syntaxin binding.